CUUUCAUCAUCUUUACUCAAACCCCAUUUGAUAAAAUAAAAGGCAAAUAUUUCGAGAAAAUGGCGAUAAGUAAGUUUCUAUUGGUUUCUAUUUCUUUAGCGUUGGUUAUAGGUGUUGCAUGGAGUUUUGAUUUCCAUGAAAAGGAGCUUGAAACGGAGGAUAGUUUUUGGGAAAUGUACGAGAGAUGGAGAAGCCAUCAUAAAGUGGCUACAAACAACGACGAGAAGCAGAGACGAUUCAACGUUUUUAAAGCCAAUGCUUUACAUGUUCAUGAAACUAACAAGAUGGAUAAGCCGUAUAAGUUGCAACUUAAUAAGUUUGCUGACAUGACUAACCAUGAGUUCAGAAGCAUUUACGCAGGUUCCAAAAUCCAUCAUCAUAGGAUGCUGCAGGGUGAUCGAAUUGGUAAUAAGACGUUUAUGUAUGCUGAUGUCGAUAGGGUCCCUACUUCGGUUGAUUGGAGAAAGAAAGGGGCUGUCACUCCUGUCAAGGAUCAAGGGCAGUGUGGAAGUUGUUGGGCAUUUUCAACAGUGGUUGCUGUUGAAGGGAUAAAUCAAAUCAAAACCAAGGAGCUAGUAUCGCUAUCAGAGCAAGAACUUGUCGAUUGUGACACGGCAGAAAACGCAGGGUGUAAUGGAGGUCUAAUGGACUUGGCCUUUGACUUCAUCAAAAAGAGGGGAGGUCUAACUAAAGAGGAUUACUAUCCCUACACAGCUGCAGACGGUCGAUGUGAUGCUAAAAAGGAGAAUGCCCCUGUGGUAUCAAUCGAUGGACAUGAGGACGUACCUAAAAAUAACGAGGAAGCACUAAAGAAAGCAGUAGCCCACCAGCCUGUUUCUGUUGCCAUUGAUGCCGGAGGUUCUGAUUUCCAGUUCUAUAAAGAGGGAGUUUAUAAGGGAAAGUGCGGAACAGAACUGGAUCAUGGAGUGGCAGCCGUUGGAUACGGUACAACUCUAGAUGGAACUAAAUACUGGAUUGUAAAGAACUCAUGGGGAGCUGAAUGGGGAGAAAAAGGAUACAUCAGGAUGGAGCGAGAAAUAUCUGAUAAAAGAGGAAUAUGUGGCAUAGCAAUGGAGGCAUCUUAUCCCAUCAAGAACAACGCUGAGAACCCCAAAUCAUCUCCUAUGUCAUCUCUCAGAGACGAACUCUAGAUUACACAAAGACACACACUCGUGAACAAAGAAAGUCAGACAAACUUCUUAUUAAGUUCGUGUAGUGCUAAGUUUUAAUUUUUAUUCAUUAAACGUUAAAAUUUUAUUAUCUUGAUGUAAACAUUACACUUUGAUGGUGUACAAUUAUCUAAUAAAGAUUUCUGUUCUUCACAA
Messenger RNA from Erigeron canadensis, 1325 nucleotides. RefSeq names its product vignain-like. Gene Ontology annotation, molecular function: cysteine-type endopeptidase activity. Bases 60 to 1151 code for a protein of 363 amino acids. NCBI's taxonomy places the organism in Eukaryota, Viridiplantae, Streptophyta, Magnoliopsida, Asterales, Asteraceae. The record is from RefSeq and is a predicted model, not a curated record. The transcript has 4 exons. Gene Ontology annotation, cellular component: lysosome.